UUGCCAAAUUUGGAGUGUUUGUCCGCGUAGACGUCGCAGUAACACACUAAUACAGUCACAGUGCGUAGGAUCUCCAGCAUCCGCCUGGCGAGUCGCACCUAUCUAGGCCAAUUUCGUGGUGUGAUUUUCGUCCUCGUGUCCAGUGGUUUCGUUGAUAUACGCGAUGGAAGAUAUAUUCCAGUGGUGCCGAGAAGGCGUCGCCAUGCAAGUGCGGGUCUGGCUCGACGACACCGAACACGACAUGAACCACGGGGACGAUCAUGGAUUUAGUCCAUUGCACUGGGCCGCUAAAGAGGGGCAUCUGAAGAUCGUCGAGAUGCUUGUGCAGAGAGGUGCCCGCAUAAACUCUACGAAUCGAGGCGAUGACACGCCUCUGCACUUGGCUGCAGCGCACGGUCACCAUGAAAUCGUUCACCUGUUGUUGAAAAACCGUGCUGACAUUAAUUUCACUAAUGAACACGGUAACACUCCGUUACACUAUGCUUGCUUCUGGGGCUAUGAAGCAAUCGCUGAAGAACUUAUUGAAAACGGUGCUUUGGCUGCCUUGGCCAACAAAGAUGGAGACACUCCACUAGACAAGGGAAGAGGACCAAUUCUAAAACAUUUAAAAGAUUUGGCUUUGCAAUCCGGACAAGAUCUUACUAAAAUCAAUUUCAAAGAUCAAAGCUGGUUGGGUUUAAAAACGAGAAGCCGAGAUGCUACAUUAUCACGGCAUAAAGGAAUAAACUUGAGUGAUCUUUACUUGCACACAAAAAUGGCUACAUCACCCAGUGGAGAAACAUGGCGUGGUCAUUGGCAGAAAAAUGACAUCGUCGCAAAAGUAUUGGCUGUACGACAGUGUACUCCUCGAAUAUCAAGAGAUUUCAAUGAAGAAUUCCCAAAACUUAGAAUAUUUUCGCACCCUAAUGUGCUGCCAGUGAUAGGAUGUUGCAACUCCCCUCCUAACUUGGUGGUUAUUAGUCAGUAUAUGCCUUGGGGAUCGCUUUAUACUUUAUUACACGAAGGAGCCAGAGUUACAGUGGACACAGCCUUAGCACUUAGACUUGCAGUGGAUGUUUCUAGGGCCAUGGCAUUUUUGCAUAGUCUGGAAAGGAUCAUACCACAAUUUCAUCUGAAUAGUCAUCAUAUCAUGAUCGAUGAGGAUCUUACAGCUCGGAUAAAUAUGGCAGAUGCUAAAUUCUCAUUCCAAGAAAAGGCAAGAGUAUAUUACCCUGGAUGGAUGUCUCCUGAGGCUUUACAAAAAAAGCGAAUUGAUACUAAUUCAGAAGCGUGUGACAUGUGGAGUUUUGCUGUUCUUUUAUGGGAAUUAGCUACUAGGGAAGUUCCAUUUUCUCAUUUGUCACCAAUGGAAAUAGGGAUGAAGGUGGCUUUGGAUGGUUUAAGAGUGUCUAUUCCAUCUGAUAUUUCACCUCACCUCACCAAACUGAUUAAAAUAUGUAUGAACGAGGAUCCGGGCAAAAGGCCAACUUUUGACAUGGUGCUUCCAAUUUUGGAUAAAAUGAAAAGAUAAUAAUAAAAAGUAACAACAUUCUUUAGUGCUAUAGUGGAAGAUGAAAUCUUAACAGAUAGGUCACUAAUUUUUACACAAAGGAAAAUUUCAAAGCCGAUCAAUAACUGUAUCAAAUGGUUAAAAAUUUAAUAUUUAUAUAAUAUACAUGUUUUUAAUUUUGUUAGAAUGUUCAUAGUUUUAUUUUUACUAUAAAAUACUUUUUAUAUACAAAAAACAGUUGAAAUCAAGUAUUAAUAUUUUAUUAAAAAUAAUGUAGGUAUUUCAACAUUAAAAUUUUACAGUUCAAUUAAUAUUUUUGGACUACUAUAAUAUUCCAGCGUGAGCUUACUGUAUUGUGCAGAUUAAUAAAGACUUAAAAGUUGAUUAUGUAUUAACAUUAGGUAUUAACUAAUUAGUAUUUAUUAAUUUAUCAUUAAAUAUAUUAUAUUGUUUUAAUAAAUAUCUAGUUACAACACUGUAUUACUGUUUUAGAGUUGAGUGGGUGUAUUUUUUUUUUAACUGAUUACUGGUAUAAUUUAAUUAAAUUUCAUAAUGCGACUAAACCAUAAUUUUGUAAAUGGUCUGGCACAUAAUGUUCUUUUAAUUUAAUAUACAUUAUAUACACCCUCUGGGCUUUUUAAGUUUGUGUUAUAAACAAAAUCUGUUAUAGUUGUCUAUUAUAGCCACAGUAAUAUCAAAAC
Messenger RNA from Rhopalosiphum maidis (corn leaf aphid), 2190 nucleotides. RefSeq names its product integrin-linked protein kinase (gene Ilk). The transcript is spliced from 9 exons. Bases 164 to 1510 code for a protein of 448 amino acids. The record is from RefSeq and is a predicted model, not a curated record. NCBI's taxonomy places the organism in Eukaryota, Metazoa, Arthropoda, Insecta, Hemiptera, Aphididae. Gene Ontology annotation, cellular component: focal adhesion; stress fiber. Gene Ontology annotation, biological process: substrate adhesion-dependent cell spreading; protein phosphorylation; integrin-mediated signaling pathway. Gene Ontology annotation, molecular function: protein kinase activity; protein binding; ATP binding.